Notothenia coriiceps (black rockcod) is the source of this 914-nucleotide messenger RNA. Its product is annotated as RING finger protein 165-like. Gene Ontology annotation, cellular component: nucleus. Lineage: Eukaryota; Metazoa; Chordata; Actinopteri; Perciformes; Nototheniidae. The transcript is spliced from 7 exons. The record is from RefSeq and is a predicted model, not a curated record. Gene Ontology annotation, molecular function: ubiquitin protein ligase activity; zinc ion binding. The annotation marks the transcript as partial.
CUCACGGCCCUGCCUGCCACCCCCGCAGUUCCAGGAUGUGGCCCGGGACCUCCAUUCCUACCUCAGGCUUUACACCAGCAAUACCCUGUCAUCCAGCAGCAGACUCCUGAGCCACGCAUCCGUCGCGGAUCUUGCCCCGACCCCAGAAGAACCCAGGAGCGUCUCCCCCUGAACCCCCACAGACUGAGAGCAGGCUACGAGUUCCCCCCCCUCCACGUCCCUCAGCCAAUCACAACGCAGCAGCAGCAGCAGCAGCGGUACCUGGCCGAGGGCACCGAUUGGGACCUCAGUGUGGACGCCGGCCUCCCCCCCCCUCAGUACCAGCUCCAGCAGCUGCCCCAGCACUACCAGCAUUACCUGGCCUCUCCCAGAAUGCAUCACUUCCCCAGGAACACUUCCUCUGCACAAGUGGUUGUGCAUGAAAUCAGAAACUACCCGUACCCCCAGCUGCACCUGCUGGCUCUGCAGAGUCUCAAUCCUUCCAGGCACGCCACCGCCGUGCGAGAAAGCUACGAGGAGCUGUUGCAGUUGGAGGACCGUCUGGGCAGUGUGAGCCGAGGAGCCGUUCAGACCACCAUCGAGAGGUUCACCUUCCCUCACAAAUACAAGAAGAGGAAGCCUCAGCACCUGAAGACCGGAGAAGAGGAGGAGACAGACGUGGACGAGAAGUGCACCAUCUGUCUGUCCAUGCUGGAGGACAAAGAGGACGUCAGGAGAUUACCCUGCAUGCACCUCUUCCACCAGGGCUGUGUGGACCAAUGGUUGGCCACCAGCAGGAAGUGUCCCAUCUGUCGAGUGGACAUCGAAACACAGCUGAACCCUGACAGCUGAUGAGAUUUAACUCCCCCCUCCUCACCCUCCUCUCUUUGUCAAUCACCCUGGUGUGGUUCCUGCUUUCUUGCACCCUCCCCCUU